This is a messenger RNA of Pararge aegeria (speckled wood butterfly), 3989 nucleotides long. RefSeq names its product ubiquitin carboxyl-terminal hydrolase MINDY-3 homolog. The transcript has 2 exons. Lineage: Eukaryota; Metazoa; Arthropoda; Insecta; Lepidoptera; Nymphalidae. Gene Ontology annotation, biological process: protein K48-linked deubiquitination. The coding region runs from base 346 to 1710 and encodes 454 amino acids. Gene Ontology annotation, molecular function: cysteine-type deubiquitinase activity; K48-linked deubiquitinase activity. The record is from RefSeq and is a predicted model, not a curated record.
CUAAUUUAAAAUUGGGAUUAUCUGAAAUAAUUACAGCAAUAAAUAUGACUGAAUAAAAUUAUUAAAUUAAAAAAGUCAUCGACUGAAGAACACUUGUGCGUGAAUUGGAACGGAAUGACAUGAAAAUAAAUGUUGCUAUUUUUCUUAAAAAUGGCAGCAUAAAUGUCGUAAGCUUUUCUUUUCUUUUUUCUAUGAGAAAAGUUAUAAAUACAAAUUUGUGGACGAUUUAUAAUGCUAUUGAUAGAGAAUCAGACAGUGAAAAUAUUUAUAGACGAAAUCAAAUAAUUAACAAAUGUUGAGAAUUACUAUGACCUUCGCAUUUCUAGUGGCGUAGACUCCGAGCAAAUGUUGAACGGUCCGAACGAAAACGAAACCAGUAGCUCGAGCGUUUCAAGCGAACCCAGAGAUACCAUGAGCGCUGGCACGGCGACACUGGAGCGCGAGCUGAGUCGCACGCGGAGGCUGCUGUGGGGCGAGCAUGUUAAGGAGGACGUGUUCCGGCGCUGGGCGCAGGGCUUUGCGUUCAGCGCCGACGAGCCCAGCGCACUCAUCCAGCAGGAGGGCGGGCCGUGCGCUGCCAUUGCGCCCGUGCAGGGUUUCCUGCUCAAAAUCCUGCUGUCCGAGACGCCCGGCCACAGCCUACGAGAUUUGACGUCGGAAAAGUGCAAUUCCUUGCUAGUUAGGGCUGUGUGUACGAUUUUAAGUCAGUGCCUUGCUUCCAAGUACAAUGUUGCUGUUUACCGCAAGAAUGACUCUGAGGCCGACACAAGUUCCGGCCUCAAUGUUAGUGCUGAGGAACAGUCUUGUGAUGCAAUUGACCACUUCCACAGAAGAAUGGAGGUGCACUCUUUUCAGACAUUAUCGGAAGUGGAAGCAUUCUACACAAGAAACAUUCGUAUUUUAAAGGACAAGUAUGGUGUUCUACUGUUGUUAUAUAGUGUCAUCCUUAGCAAGGGUGUGGGUACGGUGGAGGCUGAGCUGUCAGAGUUAUCUGAUCCUCUAAUUCAUUCAACUUAUGGAUAUGGCUCACAGGGGCUCAUCAAUCUCAUGCUAACGGGCAGGGCUGUGGCUCACGUGUGGGAUCAUGACCAAGUUGUUGGUGGACUGAGACUGCGAGGAAUUGAGAGACAGAAUGACAUAGGAUUCCUUACUAUUAUGGAGCACAUGCAAUACUGCACCGUAGGUUCAUUUUAUAAAAACCCAAAACAUCCGGUUUGGGUUUUGGCUUCAGAGACACACCUCACUGUGCUGUUUUCUUCUGAAAGAAGACUUGCAGCACCUGAAACGGCAGGAGAAUCUGCUGAGCGAAUAUUUAGAUCGUUUGAUCCAGAAGGGAAUAAUUUUAUUCCAUCAGCAGCACUCCAGGAUGUAUUGUGUGCUGCUGAUCUGGUUAGUGAGCCAGAGUAUGUGGAAUUAAUGAGAAGAAAACUUGAUUCUGAAAGUUUAGGAAUUAUUUUAUUGAGUGCUUUUAUGGAUGAGUUCUUUCCUGGUAGUGAGCGAGGUGCUCCCGACACAUUCACUCUGCACCACUAUAAUGGUUUGCCUCGCAGUAAUCCAAGUGGUCAUGUGAUUUACCGUACAGGCCGUGCUGCUUUGCUCGAGUGUCCAAUGCAUGCAGCCAGCACAGACCCCAUGCUGACCUGCUUGCAGACUAAGUGGCCCAGUAUUGAUGUUGUAUGGGACGAAGGUCAGUCUCCCUCUCUAAAUUAGUAUGAGCUGCAUAUUGCUCGGAACUUGUACUGUGACACAGUGAAGAGAGUUAACAUAAAAUGUAUCUUACAAUAUGUUGCAGAAAAUUCCAUUACUUUAUUGUAUUAAUUUAUGUAUAGAAAUUGUAUUAAAUGAUUUCAAGGCCUCCAUGGAUAAUGACAUUACCAUGGGCAGCUAUUUUUCAUAAAUUUGUUAUACCUUGACAAUAUAAGUUGAAUUCAUGGCAGUCAAAUUAGGAGAUAAAUUAAACAGUUUACAUCAUUUCAUACUACAAUCGCUUAAUAAGCCUAUCUAUAAUGUUUAAAAUGAAGAUUUUUCUGAACAAUAUUGAAGGGUUUAUUACUAGAUAAUUGCAUGAUGAAAAAAGAUUGUUUUCUCUGUCCUUAAGCCUUGGUUUUUCACUUGCACAGAUUUAAUCUUAAAUUUGAAAUUUAAGAAAUCCUGGAGAUUUGGGCUUGCAUUUUGAUGCAGUGUGGCAGACUGCACUAUAUUUGCCUAUAUCACAAUACAAAUGGCUGACUUUUAUCUUUAGAAAGUAUGUUUUGCCAUACCUUAACACAAAUCUUUCCUUUUGUAAUUUUUUUUGCACUUUAUGUGAGCUAUUAUACUGCAAUAAAAUAAUGCUAUAUUAUUAUUUUAUGGCAAAAUAUUUUUAUUUCAAAUUCAAAAUUCAUAUAUUACAAGUAGGCCUACUUUAUAAGCACUUUUGAAAUUUUAAGUAUUUCUGUUUGUAGUGGCUUUACCACAAUUUCAUUAUCUGAAUAGGGAUUUCCUCCAAAUCUAUGAAAGGGUUAGAUGUAUAUUUCUCCCAGGAAUUGUUCCCCGAAUUUAAUAUAAUAAUUGUAAUUUUACCAGAUCUUGAUAAAAGAACUGGACAUAACAACAAUGUAUGGUUUAUUAACUAUAAAUAACAAAAAUUUAUCCCUAAAAUAUUAUGGAAUUGUUUGCAUUGCUGCAUUCUCCAUUGAAACAGUUUGCAUAACUGUAGUUACAUGUAUGGAGAGCAAAUAACAAGCACUGUACUGUCAUUCUUUGUUGCACAUAGCCAUGUAUUAUGGCCGAUUCACAUUAUUGUAGCAGCUGGAUCCAUAAAGUUUAUGCCUGCAAUGUACUUUAAUAGAUGGCAUUGUUUGUUUGCAUUAUUCCAGCCAAUUGUAGGCUGAGUUUGCAAACUCAUAGACUAUGCCAAGAAGUGUUUGGGUAAUGUUCCAGUGGGCUGGAUGGUUCACAAUUACUACUGUUAUUUACUAUGGUUAUUCAAUACACUACUGGAACUAAAGCACCGUUUACAUUAAACAGUUCAGUACACAGCUAGGCUGGAUUGCUUCUGGAAUUUUGUGAACCAGUUAUUACUCCACUAACUACUUUAAUGCCAGCUGCGUUACAUUAUUUGAUAAUGAAAUUUCAGUUCCCACAAAGAGGUACAUUUUUUAUAUAUUAAUGAUAUACUUUUAAUGUAUAAUAAAUAAUCUACUCACCACUGUUGUUAUUUUGAAUGAUUUUAUUUUUAUAAAACUACUGUGUAGCACAUUUAAUAAUAUGUAUAGAAAUUAUUAGUAUAUAAUAUGUAGGUAAACAAAUUACCAUGACGGUAUGAUUAAAUUAUUACCAUAUACCGCAAUACUCCUGUAACAAGUGUGUACACCCGAUUUAUUGGUGUGAGUUUCGAUAUUAUAAGCCCAGAGUAAGUAGCACGUAAUUAUCCUAUUUUAAAAGUGGCACUUUUACUUUCAAAGUUUUCGUCAGGUUCGCGGGCUGUAGUAGUAUUUUUAAUAAAAUUUCGUUAAUGUAACAAAACCUUCACGCACCAAACCAAACAAAACUAGGGGUAGUAUUCAGGUUUUCAAAUAUAUAUAUCCAUCCGUAGAACCCCGCAGCAAAGGAAAUGACGUCCGAACCUGUGUCCAUGCUGUCCUACGUACGACCAAUCACAUGACUUCCAAAACCGGGGAUCUUGUGAUUGGUCGUACGUGGACGCAAACAUUUGCACUCAACAACGGACGCAGUGUGGACUGUGAUCGCCCCGGUUUGUCCUUUACUCAAACAAAUUCUUUGAAUGAAAACCAGACUUCGCACUUUGACUUACUUUAUAAUAUACCGUGACAAUAGUUCAUAGGCGGAGUUUUAAGUAUUGGAUUUAAUUUCAUAAACAAAUCGUUACUACAUUCUUUGUCAGAUUGAUGUAAAAUAGCUGUGCACAUUCAUGUAAUAACCUUAAAAUGAAAAAUUGAUUUUCAGUUAAUCGUAAAAAAUAGUGGAACAUGCUUUUUUUAAUUACA